AUGAGGUCACAGUACAUCACAGCACCCACAGUCACUGUCCUCCUGUUCCUGCUGUGGGUCCAGUCGUCAUCAGGCUGCAACAAGGCUCUCUGUGCUAGUGAUGUCAGCAAAUGCCUGAUACAGGAGCUGUGUCAGUGCCGCCCUGGGGAAGGGAACUGCUCCUGCUGUAAGGAGUGCAUGCUGUGCCUGGGAACGCUUUGGGAUGAGUGCUGUGACUGCGUUGGUAUGUGCAACCCUCGCAAUUACAGUGACACACCUCCGACGUCCAAGAGCACUGUUGAGGAGCUGCAUGAACCAAUUCCUUCCCUUUUCCGGGCACUGACAGAAGGGGACACUCAGCUGAACUGGAAUAUCGUUUCCUUCCCUGUGGCAGAAGAACUGUCACACCAUGAGAACCUUGUUUCCUUUCUAGAAACAGUGAACCAGCCCCAGCAUCAGAAUGUCUCUGUCCCAAGCAACAACGUCCACGCACCAUACCCUAGUGACAAAGAGCACAUGUGUACCGUGGUGUAUUUUGAUGACUGCAUGUCAAUACAUCAGUGCAAGAUCUCUUGCGAGUCCAUGGGAGCUUCCAAAUACCGAUGGUUUCACAACGCCUGCUGCGAGUGCAUCGGGCCCGAGUGCAUCGACUACGGCAGCAAAACUGUCAAAUGCAUGAACUGCAUGUUCUGAAGCAGCAGGAUUGUGACAC
Molecule: messenger RNA, 691 nt
Organism: Indicator indicator
Lineage: Eukaryota; Metazoa; Chordata; Aves; Piciformes; Indicatoridae
Gene: TWSG1
Product: twisted gastrulation BMP signaling modulator 1
Exons: 4
Coding region: 1-672 (223 amino acids)
Biological process (GO): regulation of BMP signaling pathway
Source: RefSeq, a predicted model, not a curated record